CGUAAUCUGUUUGACUGGUUGAGCCCCUCACCUUUCGAAUAUGCCACUCUUGGUUCUGCCUUAUGAGUUCGGUACUUUGCAGUUUACAUGUCGGUAUAAACCACAAUAAACAAGUCGCUGCAGAUUAAUCGACGAAGUGUUUCUGAGUGCCUCAUUUUGCAAAUUGAACAUCAUGGACAUUACCAAAGGACCACAUACGCCACUGAUGCAAGCUUUACGUGUUCUGUGAAUAUCUACCAACGAUGCAUCGUCAGGGGAGCCAAACAUCCAGCGCCAGCACUGUCGAACAUCGCAGGUGUUGCAGAAAUUUUCCUUACGACUUCGCGCCCUGGAAAUUUGGUCACGCCAGAGGAGUACGGCUCCAACUUGAUAUUUCUGCACCGAAUGAAUAUUCAGAACCCACCAGUACUACUAUCAAGGCGCCGAAAGACCAAGAGACCCAAGGCAUACUCAAGGUGUCCUCAAGACGACGAAUACGGAUCUGUCUGCGAUUACGAAUCCAUCCUGCUGUGGAACACGCGUUGGUUGUUCGCGCCCGAGUGGACCAACGAGGAGGGCGUGUCGGGGCUGAUCGCGUGCGCGCCGCGCGACUGCUUCGUGGCGGUGGCGCCGACGGCCGUGCCGCCCGAGGCGUUCGACGCCGUCGUCUUCGACAUGAGCGACGCCGCCAACAGCCCGUACGUCUUCCUGAUGGUGCAGUAUCCGAAAUCGGUGGCCUCGUGGGAUAACUGGCUCUUCAACUGGACGAUGACGUACCGCCUGCACUCGGACGUGCCCUUGGCCGUGGGGCGGGUGGUGCCCAGGGCGGGCGCGCGGGUCCCGGAGGCGGGCUGGAAGCAGCCGACGGGCGAGCACGCCCCUAAGAUGGACAACAUGACAUCUGACGCGGAGGUGCUCACGUGGCUGACAUCAUGUGAAAUGGAAGAAGAAAAUGCUAUGUACAAUACUCUAAACUUCAUGCAGACCUUGAGCACGUUCGUGAAAAUAAGGAUAUUCCGCUUGAGAGUAGACUUCUGGUCGAAAGAGAUGUGGCUGAACUUUUACACUUACAUCUCCACAACGAAGUACAAAUUCUAUCUCGUGUUCGAGUUUCCACAAUGCAAUGAUUUUAAUUUAUACAUCCCUGAAGUUUUGAAAAAUAGUGAUUGA
Molecule: messenger RNA, 1149 nt
Organism: Gryllus bimaculatus (two-spotted cricket)
Lineage: Eukaryota; Metazoa; Arthropoda; Insecta; Orthoptera; Gryllidae
Source: the annotation of a GenBank genome assembly